AGUCCAUCCGGUUGUCGAAAGAUCAUGCCCCCCUGGCCUGGGACAUUUUCAAAUCCAGAGUUGUCCGCUACGCGUCGUCCCUUGGCGCCUACGUGGCCAAAUGCAACCGCAUUGACGAGGAAGCUUGUCAUCAUCUCAUCACCCACGUCGAAUGCCUGAUGCAGGAUCCCCUGCUUACGGCAGACCAGCUCAAACGACUCCAGGACGCUCGCUCUGGCGCUGUAGCCGAGCUCCAAGAAAUCGCUCGUACCAAGGCUGAAGGGGCUAGGUUGAGGUCGCACCACCUCUCGUGUGCCCUCACCGAACGCUGUACCAAGGUGUUCUUUAGCCUUGAGCGUGAGUGCAUCAAAGCCCAAACCAUUGCCAAACUCACGGUGAACGGCGAGGACUUUACUACUCCGAACGACAUAGCAUCCGUGCUGCACGACUUUUACUCCAAACUCUACGACUCUGAACCAAUCGACGAGGCUGCCCUGAGCGAGGUCCUUGCGCAAGCAAAUCCGGCGCGAAAGCUGUCCCGAGCAGAACAGAAGUCACUGGGCGCGGAUCUCAACCCGUACGAGAUUGCUGUCGCUAUCGAGAACACUGCGCCUGACAAGAGCCCCGGUCCUGACGGCCUGACAGGCGCCUUCUAUCGCACAUUCCAGGCACGCCUCUGCUAUGCAUUGUCCUACGUAGCCAACGCGGCGUACCGGAACAAACGCCUCCCUGACUCCAUGCUUGAAGGGUACCUGAAGGUCAUGUACAAGAAAGGCGCCCGCUCAGACCCGGGCAACUACCGACCAAUCACCUGUCUCAACGUGGACUCGAAGAUUAUUUCCAGAGCCCUGAUGGCGCGCUUUGCCCUGAUUGCCCCUGAGAUUGUCAACCUCAACCAGAACGGAUUUGUUCCUGGUCGUACCAUCGAUGCCAACAUCCAUCUCAUGCGCGACUUGCUCGAUUUGUGCCGCGUGUGCAACAUUCCGGGUGUUGCUGUCCUGCUGGACUCUGAGAAGGCAUUCGACAGAGUCGAUCACCAAUUCUUAUUCCAAGCACUCCGCAAGUACGGCGUCGGUGAGAGUUUCAUCAGUUGGAUGGAACUGCUCUACACUGGCUGCCAAUCCCGCGUUGUGUACAACUGCACCAUCUCGCUUCCAUUCCCGAUCAAACGAUCUGUGCGUCAAGGGAGCGUCGAAGCGCCGUUCUUGUAUGCCAUCUACGCCGGCGUCAUCUCCGACUAUGUCAUCCACAAACUGCGCGACAAGAUGCUCUCUCUGGCCCUGAGGUCUGGUCCCCAAAUCGUGGAACCCAGCUUGUUUGCUGACGACACUUCGAUCUUCCUGUCGGAUCCCAACCACAUCCAUGCCCUGUUUGAAGUCUACGCAACAGUUGGCAGGGCUACCAACCUCAAGAUCAACGAGGCCAAAACCUCCGUCCUGCGUCUCGGCCCCCUUCGGGAUGCCGAUCGGCCGGACGGCUUGGCUCAUCUCCAAUGGGUGCCUCCUGACGGCACCACUCGAGUCCUUGGCGUGCAACUCGGCUACGGCGAUCUUGCCAAAGCCAACUUCGAGCCCCUGCAAGCCAAGGUCGCGCGUGCGCUGGGUCGCUGGUCGCGCCACAGUCUCUCGAUCGCUGGCAGGGUCCUGAUUGCCAACGCGAUCGGACUCUCCCGCGUCUGGUAUCACUGUCGCUUCAUCCACAUGCCCAACAAGUACUCCAAGACACUGUCCGACACUGUCAACAAUUAUCUCUGGAAAGGCCGAUUCUCCCCGGUCGCCAGGGAGGUUGUGACCGCUCCUCCCAAAACGAUCAUGUUUGGGCUUGGACUCAUCGAUCUCCCCACCAACAUUGCAGCGACGGCUGCCCAAGCGCUAAUCAACUUCCUGUCGCCUGUUCCCAGCUUCUGGAAGUUGGUUGUCAACCACCUCGCCGAAGUGGCUGACAGACCAGCUCGGCUCUCCGACUAUCCUGUCGCCGAGUACACGGCCAUGCAGCGGCUAGUCGCCAAAUUCCCGUUCAGACUUUCGCUCUCGGUGUUCUGGCACCAUGCCUUCAGGGCGUGGCGCAGGCUGCUCCCUUUCUCUGAGCCUCCUCGCUCGAAGAACGAACUCCUCGCCACUCCCCUCUGGCGCAACCCCAUGCUUGACAAGAUCGACUUCAGGAUGCUUCGGAAACACGGCAUCUCGUACCUCCAUCAUCUCCACUCUGGCAAGAAAUGGCAGUCGGCCCGCGAUCUCCGCGAGUUCUGCGACUCCCGUCUGCCACAGGUCGAAGCCAGACUCCAAGUGAUCCGCUCUAAAGUCUCGCACAUCGACCCGUCCAAACUGCGGAUCGCCCCUGUGCGCUUCCGCGAGAACGAUUGGGUUGUUGACUCGUGGGGCUUCCUCCGCAGAAUCUUGGAAACUCCGGCCGCCGACGCCUUGUCUGUGCGCGUGAAGCCCUACGUGUUCCGCCUCCACGGUCAGGUUGUGGUGCCUAAGCACAUCCUCUCAGCCAGGCUCCCGCUUGCUGAACUCACACCCAGCAGUGGUAUCGGAUUGGACCUCUCCGUCUGCCAAGUCCCACACCAAGCCAAGCGACCUGCUGAUGCAGCUCGCUGA
Molecule: messenger RNA, 2579 nt
Organism: Capsaspora owczarzaki ATCC 30864
Lineage: Eukaryota; Filasterea; Ministeriida; Capsasporidae
Exons: 1
Source: RefSeq, a predicted model, not a curated record